Messenger RNA from Vitrella brassicaformis, 4324 nucleotides. The record is from the annotation of a GenBank genome assembly. Lineage: Eukaryota; Vitrellaceae.
CUUCUCUACUCAAAUGUCCUCAUGACACAAAGCCAGCCACACAGACACACUACCACCACCACCACCACACAAGUGCAAAGACAAAGCUCAAAACCGAUCAGACACUGGUAUCCUCAUCGGCCGUGUCGUCGGCGUCGGCUGCUGGAAAUUCAUGCGACGACCAGCCAGACUGGUUCAGCCUAGACUCGUCCACCUCCACAACGCGAGACAGCAUCUUUUUCGGCUGCGAAAGGUCACCUGUCUCGCCGCCCCCAUACGUGUGGCUGCGUCUCAGCAGCCGCCCUGCUGGUGACGGCACGGGCACAGGAGCCACGAUAGGCGAGGGGGUGUCGCCGGUGAGCUGCUGCAUCACCUUGUCAGACACGGUCACCCGGUUGGCCAUCGGCUUCGACCGCAUCAUCUGCCCUGCGAACGAGGACACCAGCAGCCCAUCUUGGUCGUGAUCGGUCUGUCUGGGUGAGGGGGGCUCCAGCAGGAAGCACUCGGGCAGCUCGGCAACGUUUGUCGGCGCUUUCUGCUCAGAAGGGUGGAUGGAUGCAACAGGGGAUGGGGGGGCACUUGGGGUGAUAGACAUACGGUGCGGAGGGACAGGGAACCCCACUGGUGGCCGGGGGGCGGGCGCAAGAGGGGCCUCGGCGUGCUGUUGAAGACACGACGCCAGAUGGGCGAGAAGCUGCUGGUUCCGGUGCAGCUCUCUCAACAACAUGUCUCUCGCAUUAGUCGGCGGCGCAGCACCCACCACGGGCUGCUGCUCUGCCAGUCGCUGCAUAAAGACGUUCUCCCCAGCCAUGAUGGUCACUUCGGGGCCAUGGCUCUGUGAAGAUGACUUGGCCGUAAGCGGCGUCUCUGGGUGGGCAACGGCUCCAUCCGGCAGCUGGAAGGUGAUCCUGCCCCUGGACGAUACCCUUUGACGCGAUGGCGGAAGAAGAAUGCCGGCAGAUGAACGCUUAUGGUGUUGGAGCCUCUGGGGAAUGGGGGUUUUGCUGUCGUCCAGUUGUUGGCCCUUGCUGCUUAGUUCAGUCCCUGUGCUGCUGCUGACGACGAUCUGAACGUGGUCCGUGUCGGCCGCAUCAGGGUUUCUCUCGCUGCUAUCGGCUGUCGUUGACUGGUUGAGUGACUCAGGCGGCCCUUGACAGAAGAUCGGCGUCUCAGCCACCUCACCACCCUCCCAUCCAUCGGGCUCGCGGUUGUCACCCACCUGUACAGAGCGACACCAUCAACAUGCCAGCAUAUCCAUCCUCGCAAUUCUCGUUGCUUUGCCACACUGACGCCUUCUCCGGCCGCCUGAGGCGAAGAGUCGCCGAGUGGGGUUCCCAUCGUGUGAGGUGACGACUGUCCGCUGGCGCGUGAGCUCAUGACAGGUGUGAAUGCUGAGGGGCCCCAGCCAGCCAUUUGGGCGUGUGUCCGAUAGUAGCCAUGGGGGCCCAGCGCACCCAUAGCCGCGAACAUUGAGGGCGUCAUGGGCUGGGUGCCACGGCUCUGAAGGAAGGGACAAAACAAAGGAAGAUACACGCAGCCGCGGACAUGCAGAAAAGGCCUCUCUGUCGGUCCGUGUGUGUUGCCCACUGGUAUGCUUUCCGAUCCGUGUCUGAUGGUGCCGGGGGUGAUGCCGCCCACAGAAAAAGUGUCGCCCAGGAGCGGGUUGCUGAUAUUCGGUUCCAGGCGUGAUGGCGGUGCGGUGUGGUUGAGCAGAGCAGCUGGGAUUCCGGGCACAGUACGUUGGCUGACGGCCGCUGUGGAAUUGGCAUGUAAUGAGGGACCUCGACUGAGGGAGAUAAGGGGGGGGGGAUGUGGCUUUUCUGUGUCGCUCUUGUAUGAUGUCGCGUACAUGGUGAUGCGUGGCAGCUUGACCACUCUUGACAGCCAGAAGGUCCGCUCAGAGGAUCUGUCCAUCAUGGGCUGCCGGGACUCAUCAGCGUCUGACACGGACAAGAAGACCGACAAGUUACUCAGUUGUGUGUCUCCACAAAAUUCCCCCGUGACUGCUUUUACGUCGUGGGCAGUUGGAUGUCCAGUGUCCCUCCUGUCCGCACUUCUGGCAGUACACCUUAAGCAUGUGUAAAUGGCCCCUCGCUAUCUCGUCUGCAGUUCGACGAUAAAAAUCCAUUAACAAGGGAAAGGACUGAAGCACCUCCAACAGCGCCUGAACAGCAAAACAGACGUGAGACGAAUGUGGUGUCUCUUUUUCCGUCACAUGUCUUGCUUACCUCUCUGGAAACAGAGACCAGUUCGCAGUAUGUCUCGCACACGACAGUGGCGGUCCUCACUCGGUUGGCCAUGAAGAGUGUCAGCUCCCCCAGCCACCCACCACCAGACACGGACGGGUAAAGGGCCACGUCGAAGGCUGACGGGUCCGCAGGGAUGGUCGGCACCACACGCACUCUGCCUCGGACCACAAAAAACAUCGUCGAGCCCUGAGAAGACGCACAUAUCCGCACUUACACAAGGGAGCCAGAGGGCUGUGUGACGAUUGUAUGUGUAUGUGUGUGUCUCACCCUCGAUCCUUUUUCAAAAACCACAUCGCCCGGUGCGAACAGGUUGCUCUCACACUUUUGCGAGAGUGACGUCAUGAAGCGGCGGCCGCAUUUCCGAAAGAAGGGGAACAAGAUCAGCACAUUGCCCAGCAGGUAGGCCAGCACUUCCUUGCGCAAAGAGUCAGAGAGUUUCGACAGCACCUCCCCUGACGCGUCCUGGUUGACACAUGGGGACAUUCCAUGGGUGCCGAUGGACUGCUCCUGGUGUCCCCUGGUUGUGUACCUGUCUAUCGAGACCUGCGUCGAAGGCAUGUGCGAGAUAUCUCCUGAUGCGGUGCUGCAGCUCUGGAGGCAGCUUCUUCUUCCGCAUGUAGCGAUUCACCGACUUGAUCUCUCGCCGAAACUCGGCCUACGGACACAAUAUGCAAAAAUCCUACUAAGUACAGAGAAGUGUCUCCAUGUGUGGCGUCUUACCUCUUCUUCGCCAAAUUUGUUGGCCACGCUUGCAAGGGAUGAGACAAAUGUGGCGAAGAGGCCGGCAGCGAUGACCAUGCAGAAGACGGCGAAGAUCUGGAUUGAUGAAGGGAACAACAUGGAGAAAUGACAGAGACGAGGGCGCGGGCUUGCGACCAACAUUUACCUGUUCAUGGUAGUUUCUCGGCCUGAUGUCGCCAUAUCCCACAGUGCUCUGCCAAGCCAAAGACAGCAGACGAACGAUUAUUGCGCCCCGAUACCCGUGUUUUCUCUCACCAUCGUAGUGACAGCCCAGUAGACUGACGCAACAUAUUGGUGCGCCUUGGGGGCUUUCCGCAGCUCCUCAAAAUCCACCCAUGUUGUCGGCACCUCGUCUGCGCCCUCAUACUGGGCCGGGGGGUCGAUAUGCGCCCCAACGGUCCACCAGAUGCACGCUGCCCAAUGUGCGAUGAAAGCCUGCACAUGGGAGACAUGCAUACCUCAGAUCACUGCAAGUAUCUGUUCCACAUGGUGUGGCUCACCAGAAGGAACACGAGUUUGGUGGCUUGCAGGGAGAGGCUUAGCCAGUCCGAGUGGAUGAGGUUCUCCACCGCGGCCCACACGUUCCUCAGCUUGAGGACGCGCACCAGACGGAUGACCCUCAGCAGCUUGGUGAACCGCAGUAUACGGACAAGCCGGAGGGUCAUCCAUAUGUUGUCGUCGGUAAACCAUGAUAUCGGGGAGGUGGCUGUGAGGUCGAGGAUGAACCAUGUGCCCAGGUAAUGCACCACAACCAGCCUGACAAGACAAAGCGCCGGAAACGCUGGCCGCGGCCGCUCUCUUGUCGGAAUCAAUUCUUCCUUACUGUCUGUCGGUGAUGAGCGUGUUGCCGUCGUAGUAUGCCGUGUUGAAGUUAAGGAGGAUGUCGACGAUCCAGAAGACGUCCACCAUGAUGAAGAACACAGCUGCGCCCCCCGUGAAGGUGUGGACGAAGCACACCUCAAAAGGCACAACCACAAUGAUCACCAAAAUCAGAACGAAACCCACCAACUGAACCGAGAAUGGAUUGAAUGGAUGCAUGUUCGUCUUUCUGAUCCAUGCUUACGUCCCAGGUCAGUCGGAAGGUUGAUUCAGGCGAGAUGACGCCCCAGCUCCUGCCUCUCUGCAUGUAGGUCUGUUGGGACUCCAUAAGCUUCCUCUUGAUGAGUGCCGAUGCCCUCUUCUUCCACAGGUUGGCCUUAUCCAUGGUGUGGCGCAGAGUGGAGCCGCCGGCGGCCACGUCAGACUGUGCAGUAGGGGAUGGCUCAUCGCCACCAACUGAUGAGCGAAGAGGGGCGGCCGAGUUCCUGGCUGACUGAAUGUGAGGCUCUUCUGAAGCCAUUGCGGUUGAAUCGCCC